AUGGCAAAGGCUAAGAAGGGGAAGAGUGACGACAAGGCAGCUAAGCUAGCUGCAAAGAAGCAGAAGCAGGCCAACAAGGGCGAGAAGAAGGCAAAGACCAAGACUGCAAAGCUCGAGGGCAGCGAUGCCGAGGAUGUCGACCUCGAGCAAGUGCUCGAGGAGUACAGGAAGCAACAGGAGCAGUUCCUCAAAGUCACCGAGACCGUGUGCGAGGGACCGCCGAAGGCCCGCUCCGCUUCCACCAUCAUGGCCUCGCCCUGUGACAGCAACAACUUGCUGCUCUUUGGCGGCGAGUACUUCAAUGGCUCGCUGGCUCACUUCUUCAACGACCUGCACAUCUACUACAUCAACCGGGAUGAGUGGAGGUGCGUGACGUCGCCGAACGCCCCCUUGCCGCGUUCCGGGCACGCGUGGACGAGGGCGUCGAACCCGAACCAUGUCUACUUGUUUGGCGGAGAAUUCUCGUCGCCAAAGCAAGGAACGUUCCAUCACUACUCAGACUUUUGGCGGCUGGAGCCUGCAACGAGAGAGUGGACGAAGAUUGAGUGCAAGGGCAAGACGCCUCCCGCCAGGAGUGGUCACCGCAUGACAUACUGGAAGCAGUAUAUCAUCUUGUUUGGUGGCUUCCAGGAUACCUCAAACCAAACCAAAUAUCUUGCCGACGUGUGGAUCUUUGAUACCCAAAACUUCUCUUGGCACAGUCCAACUCUGCCUCCUGCCCAGUUGAAGCCUGACGCUCGGUCUUCGUUCACGUUCCUUCCCCACGAGCAAGGCGCCGUCCUCUAUGGAGGUUACUCGAGAGUAAAGGCUACCGUAGCGGCCAACAAGCAGGCCAAGGGGUCGAGCCAAGGACAGAAGAAUAUUCUGAAGCCAAUGGUGCACGAUGAUUGUUUCUUCCUUAGGAUGUCGCUGCCGCCUGAUGGUUCGCCUCCGACGGCGCCUCCAGUCGUUCGCUGGGAACGGCGCAAGAAGCCAGCCAAUGCUCCGAGCCCCAAACGUGCAGGCGCUACCAUGGCAUGGCACAAGGGCCGUGGCAUUCUGUUUGGAGGCGUGCACGAUGUCGAGGAUAGCGAAGAAGGCAUGGACAGCGAGUUCUUCAGGGAGCUUUUCGCAUGGAACAUUGAGCGGAACCGCUUUUUCCCACUCGCCCUCCGCAAAUCCCGGCAGCAAAAGAAGGCCAACCCGUCCGAGCAGCGCGGAGGCCGUCGGGCGCGAGCCCAAGACCGAGAGGAGGAACUCCUCCGUCAGCUGGCUGCUCUGGAAACAGGCAAGUCUUUGGAAGAUGCCGACGACAUGGAGAUUGAGAAGAAGGAGGAGGUGCCGGAAGAGGAUGCAAACCCUCUGAGAGAAAUGCCGAUUACAAUGGAGCUGCCGCACCAACGGUUCAAUGCCCAGUUGGCUGUGCAGGAUGAUGUACUCUACAUCUAUGGCGGUACAUUCGAGGCAAAGGACCGCGAGUUCACGUUUGACGACCUGUACGCUGUGGACCUCGGCAAGAUGGACGGCUGUAAAGAAAUCUUCAACAGACCUGUCGAGGACUGGAUUGAGUCCGAGGAUGAAGACGACGACGAUGAUGAUGAGGAUGACGAUGAUGAUGAUGAAGAGGAUGAAGACGAAGAAGGUGACAUCGAGAUGGAGGAAGAAGACAAGAGACAAUUCUACACGCCGAGCAAGCGCAAGAAGAAGCAGGGCGACGAGGCCUCCGUUGCCGGCUCUGAGACGACCAACGCAACGACCUCGACUGCUCCUACAAGCACCGCGGAGGAUGACGACACCGAGGCUACCGAAACGGUCGACGAUGGUCUCCCCCACCCAAGACCUUUCGAGACAAGACGAGACUUCUUCGUGCGCACGACGAACGAGUGGCAAGAGAUUCUCAUGACCAACCUGCGCUGGAAGAAUAUCCAGGUGGAGGCGCUCGCCAUCAAGGAGAUCAAAGCCAAGGCUUUCGAGCUCAGCGAGGAGAAGUGGUGGGACUGCAGAGAGGAGAUCACGGCGUUGGAGGAAGAGCAGGAGGCGGCUGGUAUUAGUGAGGUUGUAUCCCUUGCCGAAAGAGGGGAUGCUGGCGCUGCUGGUGGUGCCAGAAGGCGGUGA
Colletotrichum orchidophilum is the source of this 2094-nucleotide messenger RNA. RefSeq names its product kelch domain-containing protein. The record is from RefSeq and is a predicted model, not a curated record. The coding region runs from base 1 to 2094 and encodes 697 amino acids. Gene Ontology annotation, molecular function: protein binding. Lineage: Eukaryota; Fungi; Ascomycota; Sordariomycetes; Glomerellales; Glomerellaceae. The transcript has 4 exons.